AUGACCAAUUGGAAAAAGCUGUCGUUGAACCUGAAGAACCCUGACGCUGGGAUGGCGACUCCUAGGCGGAACCCGAAGCGAAAGGCCAAUUCUGAUACAAAUUACACGGCUGACAUCGACCAAGAUAGGCUCUUGGAAGAAUCACUAAAACCUCUGACCGAAGAAGAGAGAGCUUCGUGGCCAGGAUGGAUCGAGCUAGAAUCUGAGCCAUCGUUCUUCAAUAUUAUGCUUCAGGACCUGGGUAUCAAAGACGUCAAAACACACGAGCUAUUCUCCUUGGAUGAUGAAUCUCUGGCACUUCUCCCACAACCAAUCUACGGGUUAAUUUUCUUAUUUCAAUACAGUGCAAGCGACGAUGUAGUAAGAGAAAAAGAAGAAUCCAAAGAUGUGUGGUUUGCCAAUCAAACCAGUGUCAACGCUUGUGCGACGGUUGCCCUUCUCAACAUUAUCAUGAAUCACAAAACUCUGAAUAUUGGACCACAGCUUGAUGCAUUUUACAAAGAGACGUUACCUAUCGAACCACCAUUGAGAGGGUAUAAACUUUCAGAGUACAGCUUUAUACGAGCUAUCCACAACAAGUUUGCGCGUCGGAUGGAUCACCUGCUCUCUGAUGCCAGUCUGCAAGAGGAGUCAACAAAGCGAAAGGCCCCCAAGUUUCGACGUAAAACACCCUUACUCGGCAUGAAGAGAAAAGGUUCUCGCAAGAAGACAAAUAUGCAAUACGCGUACCAUUUCGUGGCGUAUGUUCCUGUUGGCGAUGCUGUCUACGAGCUUGAUGGGCUGAAGACGAGUCCUUUGAAGCUUGGUCAAUUCACGCCUUCCGUCCCAUGGACAAGUAUUGCACGGCCACAGAUUCAAGCUCGAAUGCUGGAGCAUGAAGAAAGCGAACAUUCAUUUAAUCUGCUGUCACUGUGUUCAAAUACAUCCCUUGAAACACUACGUGCAAAAGUUUGUGAGACUCUAGCAUCGGUAUCUUUGGCAAGUGGAUAUAUCAAGCAAAACGCCAAGGACAUUGAUCUUACAAAUGAACCUGUUGAGCUCCACGAUUUCGAAAAACUUGCAGACUUCAAAUUAACCAAAGACGACAUCGACAUAUCUGUACAGCAACUUUCAACAAAAUCCAACGAUUUAGAAGAAGCAACAACCCCUGACGACUCGUAUAUACAUUGGCUUCAUCUUGUGGAAAACUCUACAGCAGCAAUGGCCUCCUAUCGUCAAGAAGUGCUGGAUGCAGUACAAGACCAGCAUCGCGUUUCAAACAGGCAGAAAGACUAUGGGUUCGCUCUUCACAAGUGGCUCUCUAUUCUCGCCGACAAAGGGGUCUUGGAAGGUCUGGUUGAAUCAUCAUCAUAA
[Torrubiella] hemipterigena is the source of this 1353-nucleotide messenger RNA. Lineage: Eukaryota; Fungi; Ascomycota; Sordariomycetes; Hypocreales; Clavicipitaceae. The record is from the annotation of a GenBank genome assembly.